AUAAAAAUGACUGAAUUGUACGAGGUAGAGCACCAACGGACAGGAGAAAGCCCUAUCCAAUCCCUAGAUCAACACCAACCCGCAGAUCCUCCAACACCUCCCACCGAAGACCACCUUCACAACACAGAUCCCUCACUAACCUUCCAACAUCCACUGUCGUCCACCGCCAGUAAGGACGAGUCCACCAAGGAUAGCCACGAACCGAAGAGUGUUGAAGACUCAAUUGAGCCCAAAUUCUUUCACAGUUCUUAACCCAGAUGACAGUACCCAAAUCACAGUGAUGAUCAGGGACUGAAACGGCGGCGAUUCGGCCACCGCAAAGGACGGCGUUGAUGGGUUUUCUGAUGAGCUCAGUUUGUUGAGCAACGGAAGACGCGUCUGAUACGUUGGAGAUUGCGCGUGGUUACGCGUUAGUUCUACGCGCAGAGUUAUUCUUGACAGAGCGUGGCACGUCAGCAGCACUUGAAUCAGAAGACGAUACUUGAAACAAAACAGCUUAUUGGAGAUUGUCGAGCUCUUCUAUCAACCAUGAUUUACACAGCGAUCGACACAUUUUAUCUGACAGACGAGCAAAUUAAAAUUUCACCUUCUAGGAAAGAUGGCGUAGAUGAAGCAACAGAAAUUACACUUAGAAUCUAUGGCUGUGAUCUCAUCCAAGAAAGUGGCAUCUUACUUAGACUACCUCAAGCAGUAAUGGCCACCGGGCAGGUUCUGUUUCAUCGCUUCUACGGCAAGAAGUCAUUUGCUCGUUUUAACGUCAAGAGAGUUGCUGCUAGUUGUGUUUGGCUUGCAUCAAAACUUGAGGAAAGCCCUAGAAAAGCAAGGCAGGUCCUCAUUGUUUUCCAUCGAAUGGAAUGCAGGAGGGAGAACUUACCCAUUGAGCAUUUGGACCCAUUUUCUAAGAAAUAUGCAGAGUUGAAGAUGGAUUUGAACAGAACAGAGAGGCAUCUUUUGAAAGAGAUGGGUUUCAUAUGCCAUGUGGAACAUCCUCAUAAAUUUAUAUCGAACUACCUUGCUACCCUUGAAACACCCCCCGAGUUGAGACAAGAAGCUUGGAAUCUUGCAAAUGAUAGUUUGCGUACGACUUUAUGUGUGCGAUUCAAGAGUGAGGUCGUUGCCUGUGGGGUUGUGUAUGCUGCUGCACGUAGAUUCCAUGUACCCCUUCCUGAGAAUCCUCCAUGGUGGAAGGCAUUUGAUGCAGAGAAAUCUGGGAUCGAUGAAGUUUGUAGAGUUCUCGCACACCUAUACAGCCUUCCAAAGGCAGAAUAUAUACCAGUAUGUAAAGACGGGGGUUCAUUUACAAUAUCUAAUAGAUCAUGGGAUUCACCGUCACCAUCAGUUCCAAAGGAACGUUCUGGUGGCCCUCCAGCAAAUAAUGAUACCAAUACUCCCAACGCAGCUUUCGCAGCAGUUAAUUUGGAAUCCGGCGGGUCCAAGUGUGCACUGAUAAAAGUAGCUCUUGACAAAUUGAAAGAAUCAAAGAAGAGUGAUGAUGAGUCCAAAAGCAUGCCUAAUGAGGGAGAGUCAAGAGAGACUGUGCCGAAAUCAAAGACCGAGCAUAGAACACAGGCAAGUGGGGAAAGGGCAAAAGAGAGAGAUUGGGAUAGGGAAAGGGAAAGAGAAAAGGAGAGAGUAAUAGCUCGGGACCGCGAUAGGGGGAGGGACUCUGACAGGGAACGAGAGCAAAAGGAAACCGGAAGGGACAGAGAUAAAGUCAAGGACAGGAGUCACCGUUCAAAGGACAAAGGAAGUGAUUCAGGGGGGUACCCGGAGAAAUCAAAACAUCAUUCAUCUCGUGAUCGUGACCACCACAGCUCCUCUUACUCUUCAAGGGAGAAGGACCGCCACAGAUACCAUUCUUAUGCUUAAACUGGGUGUAACAUUUUACCAUGUCUAAGUUUAAGCUGCUCAAAAUACUCAAGUUGCAUGUGUAGUCUGCUUUUGGCAAUCAAUUCGAGUGUCUGAGUUUAAAUUUGCAA
Molecule: messenger RNA, 1979 nt
Organism: Cornus florida
Lineage: Eukaryota; Viridiplantae; Streptophyta; Magnoliopsida; Cornales; Cornaceae
Product: cyclin-L1-1-like
Exons: 9
Coding region: 529-1869 (446 amino acids)
Biological process (GO): regulation of transcription by RNA polymerase II
Cellular component (GO): nucleus
Molecular function (GO): cyclin-dependent protein serine/threonine kinase regulator activity
Source: RefSeq, a predicted model, not a curated record